Messenger RNA from Sardina pilchardus (European sardine), 1573 nucleotides. RefSeq lists its product as uncharacterized. Gene Ontology annotation, biological process: regulation of toll-like receptor signaling pathway. The record is from RefSeq and is a predicted model, not a curated record. Lineage: Eukaryota; Metazoa; Chordata; Actinopteri; Clupeiformes; Clupeidae. The transcript is spliced from 3 exons. Bases 280 to 1131 code for a protein of 283 amino acids.
UUUUUUAACGAAGACUUUUUUAGAGUUCAGAAAUGAUCAUGCUGUUCCAAAGUCUUACCACUUAUAUGAACUUAGCGCUUCCAUGAAGCCAGCAACAGCUAUUGUGACACCCCUACAGGUGUGAAUUCACCUGGACACACAUUUACUGUAAGUUAGAGGGUCAACAGACCAUGAACAGGAAGCAGAAGGCGAUGUUUAUUCUGGUGUCAUACAACUGACACACUCUUUCACAUUUCCUGCUCAAUCAUUUGGGUGGGUAUCAUUUGAUGGUGUCGGAAUAUGCUGAGUGAAGGCUUCCUGACCACACUGAAGUACAGGGGGGACAGUGUUGACUCCCCUGCAACCAAACAGCUCAAAAACAGUCCAACAGCACCCCCUGCUGAAACCUGUGUAGACAGCAGCUUUCCCCGGUCACCCCGAACUCCCAGGUCUACCAAAGUUGGGAGAAAGACAGCUCCAGAGCAGUCCGAUAAGACUCGGCUGAUAAGAGUCCCGGGCUCUGCCAGCCGCUCGGUCCCCAGGAGCAGUGCAGACGAGUACUGGGGCCUGGAGCUCUACCGCUCCUGGUGCUGCCCCAGCCUGUGCAAGAACUACCCCGACCUGCAGCUGGGCGGGGACCAUCUCGGAGACCGCAGCUCCCAAAGCCCGCAGUGGCUGGUGGUGCCGUCCAACGACGACGGCCCCCUGCUCAUGUCCCAGGACCUGGGCGAGAUGGAGGCGCUGCCGGGGCCUGAGGUGGCGAGGGAGCGCGGCGCGUGGCUGGGGAACCAGGCCCGGCACAACGACGACGGGUACAUGGUGAUGGAGACCAGCAUGCAAGGGCUGGACUCCAUCAGGAGCCAAGAGAGACCGUCCAACUCCAUGCUGAACGGGUACCUGGAGACCAAGUGGCUGGAGGUGUACCGCCAGCACAUGCAGGACACGCUGGCGCGCGGCAGGGCCUCCUUGAGCCCUGGCCUGGUGCCCGCCAUGGUGCCAGGGGACCUGCCGGUGCCCGGCAGCCAGUGGAUGGCACAGGAGGAUGGAGCUGCCUGUAACUCCAUUCACUACCUCAGCACCUGUAGCCUGCCGCCCAGCUCGCAUUUCAGCUCUCCUGAGCUGAGGAUAUCCGCCUCUCGGCCCGACCAAUAAAAACUGAACGGUCAGUUAACCAUUAAAAAUGUAAUCUCUUCAUCCUCAAGCCCCUGCCUGCCAAGCUCGACUUUUACUGUAGCUUGCUAAACCCAAACAGAACGGGUACAUGGACAGCACUGAAGCAGCCAUCUAGACUACACGGACAAAUCGCUGUCACACCUGUGGAACAGUUUUAGCAAGGGGUUUGGGAAGGCUACUAUUGAAAUGCAAUAGGCUACAGAUUCUACCCUAUAAUAAAUGUAAUAAGUACAGUAUCAAAACUAUUUUUAUUACUUCAUCAAAGUAAUGUAACAUUAAAUGUGAUUACUUUUGAUUAGUUUCUGAUUGGUAUAGUGGUAAUGCACAACUACAGAAAAAAAUAUUUCGGAGGCCUAAAAUUAUGUGCUGCUAAUUAUUUGUGCUUUCUGCAUAAUCAAUUAAAUAUGUGGUUGUGAAUGUG